Messenger RNA from Eriocheir sinensis (Chinese mitten crab), 8878 nucleotides. RefSeq lists its product as uncharacterized. Gene Ontology annotation, molecular function: protein binding. The record is from RefSeq and is a predicted model, not a curated record. The transcript is spliced from 17 exons. NCBI's taxonomy places the organism in Eukaryota, Metazoa, Arthropoda, Malacostraca, Decapoda, Varunidae. The coding region runs from base 303 to 4109 and encodes 1268 amino acids.
UGGCUAGUCGUGCCCAAAUAGGCGUGACAUUAGCGAGAACAGGCCAGAAAUGUGACGCCUCGCACCCAUCUCGACGUUGUUAUUGAUGGCACGAAAUUCGAUCAGACAAUAAACGGGGCGAGUGACGCGUCGUGGCCGUCCUGGCGGCGACACACGGCCAGGGACACCCAUGCUCCAGCCCCUCAGAGGCAGCUGUGUGUCCGUAGAGCUGCCCACUGGGAACAGGCAGCCAGAGUAGGAUAACAUGCUUUGUUGAUGGUCGAAAAUACCCUCAGAUAAAAUAGAGGACAGUAAUUCCCUCCAUGGCCGGGGAGACGCACACUCGAGUCAUCACAGAGCCAGGUGAGGAAAAGGACGAUGGCCAAGAUGAGACAGGUACGACCGACUCUGAGGUGGUGCUGGACCUGUGUGGCCGGCGACUCAAGAGGCUGGAGAAGGCACCGGCCAACCAAGCCUAUGCCACGGCCCUGGUGCUGGACAACAACAACCUGCAGAACCUGGCCAACCUGGACAGUUAUGGGGAGCUGGAGAGGCUGUCUAUUGCCAACAACCAACUGGUGCGGAUGUACUGGUUUGCACGGAUGUACUCCCUGCGGGUGCUCAACCUUCCCAACAACAACAUAGUGCAGGUGGAGGGGCUCAGGGAACUUAUCCACCUCAUCCACCUCAACUUGGCCAGUAACAAGAUCAAGACCAUUGAGGGCCUAAGCUACAACCGCACACUGGAGCAUCUCAACCUCUCAGGAAAUGCAAUCUCACACGUCAACGACCUCUCCAUGCUGAAGAGCCUGAAGGAGCUGUUUUUGCACCGUAACCGCAUCAGCACAUUGUACCGCUGCAACAAGUACCUCCCCCCCAGCCUCAUCAUCCUGACACUCUCCGACAACACCCUCACCGACCUCAAUGACCUCUCCAACUUGUCGCACCUAAACCACCUUGAACAGGUCACCAUACUCAACAACCCCUGUCUUGACCCCGUGCAACCCACUGACGAGGCCGGCCUGCCUUUGGGGCCUCUGCUGGCCUUUGACUACAGGCCAUACGUCAUCAACUGGUGCCUUAACCUCAAGGUUCUUGACGGCUACAAGGUAACGCCCAAAGAGAGCCUCAAGGCGGAGUGGCUGUACUCGCAGGGCAAGGGUCGAGGGUUCCAGGUUGGUGAACAUGCCGCUCUGGUGCAGUACUUGUCCGGGGUGUGCCUGGCUGGGGGUGGUUGGGGCGGCGCUGACCUCCCAGACGACGAUGACAAACUUGCCAAGAUUCUCCAGCUGGCCAAGCAACACCAGCACGACCUGCGCCACACAACAGUUAACGGGCAGGAUGUGAGUGGCAGCGAGCCAGUAAAUGGGCGUGCUGGCAGCAGGUCGAACAGCCAACAUGACUCUCCGGCUCUCCACCGACGCAGUGCCGUGCGCUCUGCCUCGCUGCGACGGAACACCGCACCCUCGCGACCAGCACCUGCCCGGGAGUGUCACCGUCGCACACAUUCUCACUCAGCAUCUCUCAGGGGGGACUUAGGAGGCGGCAGUGGAGGCAGCAGUGCACGUUCCUACCACGUGGAACUGUCCAACACCCUUUAUGGUGGAGACCUGCGCACGCCAGAGACGCCAAGCCUCAUGACGCAGAGUAUGGACCCAUCUAUCCUGGCACAGCUGGCUGGUCCAUCCACGCGGCCGCAGCACUCAGCCAACCUUAUGUCCCGCAGCCUCGGGGCAGAGCAGCUGUCCCGUUCGCUGGGCCUUGACCCCAUGAGUCAGUCCAUGGGCGAGGAGGAGUUCAAACAUUCCCUUGGCUUGACACCAUCUGAACCCCCAGACCCCAGUGCAACCAGCCUAGAGGGUCACGGUCACCUGACUAAUGGGGAGACGGAGGCGUGGGGGGAGUGUGUGGUGCAGGUUGCCCCCCAUGGCCACCCUCGACCUACUAGUCUGUUCAGGGCUGAGGCUGACCUGCAAGUGGAGGACCUGGACUCACAAGUGAAUGGUGGGCAUUUGUGUGUGGUUUCAUUUAAGCCUCAGCAUACCUCCUGUACCCCAAUCCCCUUUCUGCCACCUCAAAAACAAGCCCUUCACUGGUCCUUUACAGAGGUGGGCAGUCAGCUAAUGGGGUCCAGCAAGUUUGUGCCAGCCCCAGAGAGCAUCAUGAGUCCAGAAUUUCAGGCAGCUGUUGCUUCACAGCCUGCACAGAGCCUUGGCACAGGUCCACCAGGGUCGCUGGGGAGACCUCAUACCCAGUCAAGUUCCAGCCUGGGGCGCCCACCUAGCGCUCCAUCCACUGCCUCUCGCCCACCUCCGUCCAGUAGAGCACAGUCUGGCCCAGCAGCCCAGCCCCAGGCACCACAAAGGCAGGUAGGAGUGGGGGCAGGAGCAGCAGCAGCAGUGAGACUAUCAUCUGCCAAUCGGUCCCGAGCGUCACCAAUGAAAAGUGCAGCCCCCUCGUCGUCACUCCCCACAGAGCUUCCUCGCGGUUCUCCUUCCCGCAGUGCCCGGCCCAGUGCCAGUCAGAUCUGUGCCCUCAGUGGCCCCUCCACUCUCCCCAGACCCAAGCCAUCGCCCCGCCCAGCCCCAAGAUACGUGCGCUCAGUGUCAGUUGAGCCCGUGAGCAGGAGACAAGGGAACUCAAGAAAGAAGAUGGUGUCGCCUCACCACGGCUACUCUGACGCUGAGUCUGACAACACCGACUCGGAGAUGUCGGCCUCCAAGCUGCAGACCAUCAAGAGCAUCGCUGCCGAGCGCAAGCAGACAGAGAAGCGCGGGCGGGAGCUGCCUCACGCCACCCACAACUAUGACCCUGAGAAGUACAAGAAUGGAGCACAAGGCAGGCCUCUGGAGACAAAAGAUAGACACCGAUGUUCGAGUAACAGCAGCAGCAGCAGCAGCAGCGCCGAGGUCACCAAGCAGCAGGCAGCCAUCACCCUACAGAAGCACUGGCGUGGCUACAUGACGCGCAACCACAACCCCAACGCUGCGAAGAUCAGGGACGACAUACGACACUCCCGAGCUGAACAACACAUACAACACCUGACAGAGAAGUUGCGCUGCACGGAGGAGGCGCUGGAGCGUGAGCGGCGGCUGCGUCACAUGCAGCUUGAGGCGAUACGCACGCUGUGGAGGGAGAUACAGAAGUUGCAGGCCAGCAAGAGGGAUGGUGGUGGCCUGAACACACCCUCCACCCCCAUGACACCCCUCACCCCCCUCACCCCCAUGGACAACUGCCACAGGGAGGGGAAUGCACAGGGUGGGCAGGGGGCAACUGCUCCAGCUCCCUCUACCAAGGGUAAAAAAUACUCAGAGGAGAGUGUAAAGGAGCUCACUGAGUUCUGUGCUGCUCUACAGGGUCAGGUUGGGCAGCUGCAGGACUCCCUGUCAAUGGUGACGCAAGUUAUGAAUGCGUUUUGCAACCUGCCAGGGUCACAGACCCUGCUCACCAUGUCCCAGUCCAGCGGGUCAGGCCAUGAGCGGUCCCCUGGAGGUGCAGACUCUCCGCACUCACAGAGUGUGGCUUCUGUGACGGUGCCUCUGAGUGAGAGUGUCACGUCGCUAACACACUCUAUCUGUGCCCUCACAACGUCUAUUGUGAAGUCGCCUUCAAACCUGAAGAAGUCAGAGGAGAGCGAGGGCGGUGAUGGUGACGGAGGCCCAGUAGUGGAUGGUGAUGAUGACAACAACAGCAGCAGUGGUGGCCACUCCAGCGAUGGCUCUGAUGGUACGCCAGUUGCCUGCCAAAAACACCCGCCCCUCCACCAACACCUUCACCACCAUCACCACCAUCACCUUGCUAACUCGGUGGCUUCUGCUGAUCUCAACUCCACUGCACUGGACGUCUCCACCCUGUCUGUCGACUCUACCGAGGGUGGAGAGGCUGGAGACAUGACAGGCAGGGAUGAAGCGGAAUUGUCAGAGUCUAGUCAAUCAUCUCUCUCUGGCAGCCUCUCUGGGAGUCACUCUGGUGGUGGUGGUGGUGGUGGUGGUGGUGGAGGUGGUGGAAGUGGAGGUGGUGGAAGUGGAGGUGGUGGAAGUGGUGGUGGUAGUGGUAGUGGUACGGCUCCCCCAAGACCAUCCUCCCUCCCGGUGGCUCGCCCGCACACACCGCGCACAGUUGCCUCUUGACCCUCUAGACCUCCCUCAUCGCUACCCCAAUAUCUCUCCUCCUCCUCCUCGUCCUCCUCAUCUUUCUCCUCCUCUUCCUGCUCCUCCUCCCUUUGCUUCUCGCUGCAGUCUCCGCCACAAGUCAUCCAACACUAUGCUUCCGCCCUUCUCUCUUCAGUACUCACAGACCUGACUCUGCCCACUCACUGCAAACCACGCUGAGGCCUGUCACACACUGCUACAGAAUUAUGUCACACUGGACCAAUGGAAGACAAUGCUAGUCUUUGCCAGGGUUGUAUUUAAAGGAAGGGGGAGUUAUGGAGAAGAAGCCCCUCUCUAAUUUAGUACCUUAUAUACUCAUGUAACUGUCAACCAUUCUAAGUCUGUGAUAUGUUCAGUUGAGGAAUUAAUUAAGCCUCCCAGAAAAAAGUAGUAUUUGUGCAAGAGUUGACCCCUAAGGCUACGAUUUUGUUCAGUUUAGGAAUGAAGUUAUCUUUCCAUAAAAAGUUAACUCAUCAUCAAUUCAGCCCCCAUAAGACUAGUACCUGUACACAGAUCUGCACCCUACACCUGGCUCCUUGAAUUCAACCUUUACAUGAGUCUGUAUGGCACUAAGUGUUGCCUGAGAUUGGUUUUGGCAUCACUUUUAGUUAAGUGGGCUGCUGAAGUAACCUAACGCCCCCAAACCAAUUUCUAGAUACAUGGCCCUGGCCUCGGUGAUGAUUGCUUGUGAUUAGUUUUUUAUGUAUGUUUAUGUGUGUGAGUGAGGGGGGGGUGGGGGGGUCUAGUGGGUUAGAGCUUCAAGCCAUGGAAGUGAAGAGCCAAGGCGAGUUGCUUCAAUCCCAGUGCCGCCGCGUGACAUGAGGAAGGGCACCUGGUCUUAGACCCCAAGCUACAACCUCAAAACAACAAACCCAUAUAAACAUGGGCCAAAGCUAUCAAGAGGAAGUGUGUGUGUGUGUGUGUGUGUGUGUGUGUGUGUGUGUGUGUGUGUGUGUGUGUGUACUUUAUCGAGGCGAACACUGCUAUGAAGCCUCAACACACUGGGCUGAAGGAGGAUAUAAAUGGCAGCUGCUUAUUUGAGAUCUUUAUUUGACUUUAUAGCUUUUGGUAAUAGUAAUAAUGGUGAUGAGGGGAAUUGGUCUUUGGAUUCUCUCUCUCUCUCUCUCUUUUUUUGUAAUGAACAGUGUGAAAAGGUAAUACAGACAAUAGGAUGAAGCAUGGAAAUCAUUAAUGUAUAUAGAUGACAUUCCAGGAGUGAACAGUUAUGUACGUGCACAUUUGCAGAUGAUACAAAAUUACUGAGGAAAAUAAGAAAUGAAAGACUGAGGAGCAUUGCGUAAAGAUGUAAACAUGAUAUAUGGAUGGUGUAAAACAUGGGAAAUGAAAGUCAGUGCAAAAGAAAUGACAUGUGCUGGAAAUGGGGAAGAGUGAAAUGAGACAUGCAUACUCUUAUGAAGUGGGAAAUAAUGUAAUAGUAAGAGAAGAGGAGGAGAAGGACCUGGAAGUGGUGAUUCAGGGUAAUUUGUCACCAGACAAGCAUAUAAACAAUAUAUUUGGAGAUACAUACAGCAUGCCGAGGAAUAUAAAAAAAAUGCCAUUUCACUACCUGGAUAAAAGAUAGGAUGAGAAAAAUAACUGCAGAGAUUAGACCAAAACUGAAAUAUGCAGAAGUUGAGUGGCUGCCUCACAUGAAGAAACACCUGAAGAAGCUGGAAAGAAUACAAACUAUGGCCACCAAGAUGGUACCAGAGCAGAAAGGUCUAACUUAGGAAGAAAGAUUAAGAGAAUUGUAGCAGCUAACAUUGGAGGAAAGAAGAGAGAGGGGAAACCUGAUUAAAUAUAAACUUCAUGAAUGCCUUUAGAGGAAUCAGAUAAUAAUACAGAUCAAUCAUUAAAAAGAGAAAGUGAAGUCAGAGUGUAGGAGACAGGAAAAAAUGUGAAAGGGAAGAUGUCUUAAUGACACAAAAAAGUACAGACUUCCCUGUAGAAGUAGUAUAGAUACGUGGGAUGAGCUAGAAGAAGGGAUGGAGGCAAAGAGUGUGGCAUUUUAAGAAAAAGCUGGACAAGUGUAGACAUGGAGACAGGACCACAUGAAUGUAGCUCAGGGCCUGUACAGUACAACUAUAGUCCAUUGACUCUAACUUGAGCCCUGUGGCUUGGCCCAGGGAAACCCCCAUUAUUUACUAGUGUUGACAUGCGCAUGGCGAUCUGCCUUACUGUUAGUCUGUACGUUAUCUAUUUAUGGAAUAUAUAUACAUUCAUAAUACGACUGCAUGGUGUUGUGAAUGGCUUGGGAUUAGAGGAAAAGACCGACCCAAUAAACCUUCCAUAUCACUUGGCAACAGGGUUCAUGCGACGUUGCCUCCUGACAGACCUUGGCAACAGGCGCCAGGCCGCACCAUUCAGCGUUACGCCACAAUGGACAACUCAAAUAGAUCUCACUCUAACGCCCUGCACAGCCAUGCAAAAAGAGAGAGAGAGAGAGAGAGAGAGAGAGAGAGAGAGAGAGAGAGAGAGAGAGAGAGAGAGAGAGAGAGAGAGAGAGAGGAGGGGGGGGGGGGGGAGGCAACCCUCUCUGAGAAGAGUAAUGGAGUGAUGUGGCACCAGCGCGGUCUCGUGGGGAAUCCCUGAGUCGCACCCAAAGGCUCAAGUUAAAAUUGAUAGACUAUAGAUACACACACACACACACACACACACACACACACACACUAGGUUUAUAGGUAAAUACACACACACACAUGCAGGCACACAUGCUAUAGAUGGAUAACCAUUUGGUAUAAAAGACAUGGUUCAGGCAUUUGGCAUACUGUGCUCAGAACACUGGUUUAGAGAACACUGUUAAGCAAGAGAGAUUCAUUUAGAUGCAGACACAAAUGGUCACACUUGUUUUUGCCAUAUGAACGUAAAAUGCAUAACUGGAAAUGUGUGAUUUUUAAAAUUCUUCAGCUCAUAACAUUUAUAGGCCCUGUAGAAGUUAAGCAAUAUGUCCUUUGGUAAUGUAGUACUGGUAAUAACAUACUGGCAGUGUAGCAAUGAAGGUUGUUUGUUUUGAGUUUGUAAUUUCAGUACAGUAGGGUUCCAAAAAGCACAAAAUCAAAUGGGGUGAUUUGCAAGUAUUCUCAACUACAAUAUAUCUAACCAAAUAUUAAUUUCAGUAGGGCCAGCAGAUCUCAGAUAUCACAAGCCACAGAUGAAAAUGAAUUAGUUUUGUUGAGACAGAAUUCAACGUGAAAAGCAAUUAUUGCAACCCAUAACUUACAUGUAGUAAGUUGGACGCAUGCAAAUACUUGGGAGCUCAUGCACCCAACAAAGUCUUGACCGGUUUGGAGCCAAACUGAACUUUUUGUCACCAGCUCCUGGCACUAGUCUUUGUGUUCAGAUGCUUCCAUUUGUCAAGGAAAUUCAAAGUAGGGGUUUUGGUAAAUAGUACUUACAUUUUGACUCCUCAGUUUAUAUAUUUUUCUUUCAAUUGGCAAAAUAUGAUGAAAAGGAAAUAUAUUCACAUUUUGGUCAGUAAUCAUCAAGUGUGCUCAGUGAUCCAGUGUUAUUUAGCAGUCAGGUCCUUGCAAAAAAAAAAGUGACAAAAGAAAUCUUCUGAACACAUGCUAACGUGUGUUACAGUGGCAUAGAUGGCGGCCUGUGUGAGGAAUCCCGUGGGAGGACCCAGUGCCCAUACAGAUAUAUCUUUUUGGCAAAUUAAAGCAUGUUUUCUUUCUCUCAGAAUUUCAUAUAGGGGGGCUAAACUUUUCUCUAUAGGGGAUCAAGGCCCACACAGACCUUCCCCAUAGCUACAACACUGGUGUGAAGAAAUUUAUUUUGUACAGGGCUAAAAUCUCUAAACCUUUCAAGGAAAGACUGAAGGAGAAAAGUGAGGGUUUUGGUGGCCUGGGGAUCAGAAUUAUUUGGAGGCCAAGCAAGAAAGUGUGAUCCUAUCAGAGCUGAGCAGUGAGUGUUGGUUGUAGAGGCCCCUGUUGUGUGCUAUUGGCCAGAACCUUGGCAUGACAAGCCCUUUUGUCUGUAUUGGACCAGAAAUCAAAGCAGCAAAAACUGCCUCGGUUGUGGGUGGGUGUUGUCCUUGUGUGUGUGUGCCAUUUCUUGAUCAGACCUCUUUGCGUGCCAUACCAACACCAUCAGAAGCAGUGGGUUCAUGUGGUGUGGCAGUAAGCCUUAUGCAGACCUCUUAUUAUGUGCAAAGGAUUUAAAUCUCAUUCAUGCCAGCAAAACAGCCUCAGCAGUGGAUAUUUGUGUAUUGGUGUGGCAGUAAGCCCUGUGCUGAUCUUUUAGGGCAAGAACUGCAACAUUACUGGUAAAAACAGCCUUGCCAGCUUUCCUCUGUGUCAUGUGUUUUGCUCUGUCUUACAUUUGUACCACAGACAAGCAGGCAUGCACAGUAAACUCAUCUCAGAACCCAAGUAUUAUUCUCUAGUCACAAGCUAGUCAUGUCAUUAUGUUUUUAGAUGUGCUGUGUUAGUCUUAGAGGCAGCUUCAGUAAUACUACCUGAGCUAAUGGCGAAAUUGUAUUAUUAUAGUUUUAAGAGAUCACCAAUUGUACUGUAGUGACUUAAGUAUACAUUGAAUUAUUUUACAAUUUCCUACUUUGUUCAUUCAGUCUAAAAUAUACGAAAGUGAUUGUGAAGGAAAAGGCAAGAAGAGGAAGGAAUUAACGGUAAGGAAAGGACUGGUAAAGCUUGUAAGGGUGUGUGUGUCUGUCUAUCCAUCUGUCUAUACCUUUGUGAUGGUAGAUGUGGCAGAAUGGGGGACUACUAGAACAGACCGAAUGAUAGAAA